AAAACAUAUUUCCUAGUUUCCUUCGCAGAAAGACCUCAAAACGGUUCUAGUCUUCCUUCUCCAUGUCCAUUGUUUCUUCUUUUAAAUUCAUAAGUAUUUUCUACACUUUUUACCCUUCAACUUUUUCCAACAACCCUUCCAACAAAGAAGCCUAUAUGAAUAAUAGAGACCAAACAUCAAAACCAUAUAGAUCAAUCUAAUAUCAUUUCUCUCUUCAACAAAAUCAAUAUCCAAAAAGAUCACAACAAAUCUUUCAACUCUUGAUCCAUGGAUCAAAUUGUAGAUUGGUCUCAGCUCCCUACAGAGCUAUGGCCAAAGAUAGGAAAAUAUCUUGAUAAUCACAUACAUGUCCUUAGAUUUCGCAGCGUUUGCAAACUAUUUCGAUCUUCCUUUCCUCCUUCUCUUCCAAAUUCUCCAUCUUUUCCUUUACAAAUACCUCACCCCAUCAACAUCUCCCUAAACACCUAUCUCUACCAAUCAACGGUUUAUCUUAUUGAACUAACUGAUGCAAGUUCCAACUCCAACUUAGCACCUUCUUCUUCUUCCUCUUCUUCCAAAGGUUGGUUGAUUAAGGUACAAGAAUCAAAGAAUCAACCUUUGAGUUUGUUGAGUCCUAUCUCCGAUCGAAAAUUAUCCUACCCUCUAACCAUUAACAACACUUCUCUUAUGCCAUUGAACUUGUUAAACUAUAGAGUCAUUGAAAUAUGCAAAUCAUAUACAAUUGAAAAGACUACACGUUUCUUAAGUUCUGUGGGCAAAGUUGUGUUCUAUCCUAACACUCCUUGGAGCAACGUUGAGGACUGUGUUUAUUGUUGUAUAUUUGAAGAAGGUAAAUUAGGAUUAAUGAAACACGGAGAUCAAAACUGGAAACUUGUGGAUGACAAGAAUUUCUACUAUGAGGAUGUUAUUGUGUUCAAGGGUCAGUUUUAUGUUACUGAUAGAUGGGGAACUAUUUCAUGGAUUGAUAUUUCUUCCUCGAAAUUGAUCCAAUUUUCAUCUCCUUUGUGUGGUUUUGGAAACAAGAAGCAUUUGGUGGAAUCUUGUGGGAGUCUUUAUGUUGUUGAUAGAUACUAUGAUUGUGAGGACAUGAGAAGGAACUAUGUUGCAAGAAACCAUGAUCCAACCGAUGUUGUGAAAUGUUUCAAAGUUUAUAAGUUGGAUGAAGAAUGGGGAAAAUGGGUUGAUGUGAAAAACUUGAGUGAUAGAGCUUUCAUUUUGGGCCAAAGUUGUAACUUUUCUGUUUCAACUAAAGAGUUAAUUGGAUACGAAGGGAACUGCAUCUAUUUUAGGGAUAGUUUUGAUGUUCUAAUGUAUAAUUUGGAAGAUCAUAAAAUCACUAUAGUUGAUUUUAAUCCUUGCAUUGACAAGACAUUGUGGUGUCAUGCACCUUGGCUGAGAUGUUAGAGGACAUAACAUGUCUAGCCAUUGAGUUUCAAAGGCACACUCAUCUACGGAUGAUCUUAGUACCAUUAUCUUGGGUGGUUUUGAUGCUAAUGUCAGCGGUGUUCGGCUGAGUCAGUAAAGAUCUCUGAUUAAAUAAUUUCUGCUGAUGACGUCUAUAAAAGAAGUUAUAUCAAGUCUCAUCAUAUAGAAGAAAUCAAAUCCCAGUUGAAGUGUUGAAUCAAUGGUGAAUUGAAUUUUCAAUAUUGUAAAAGAGAGGAAGUGUAAAAGUUUGUUUGAUCUUGUGUCUUGAGUGAUCAGUAUCUUAUAUAAGUAUAAGAGUAUCUCCUAAGAUAUUAAGCCAACUCACACAAAACACACAUCAAGAUGUUUUAGAAGCAUUCAUGCUUUUAUAAAAUCACCAAAAACAAUAUUUCACACGAUUAGUUAGGUGGUUACUAGCUUGAACAACCCCUUAAGAGUGUAGUUUAAAUUUACACUAGAUUAUCAAUUAACAUACUAGUGUUAAUCGAUUAUUUCUUUUGUAACGACUCAUAAUUGAUUAUCAGGGCUUCUAAUCGAUUAUUGACAAUGAAUUUGAAAUCUUUUCAUAUUUGAACUACAUAAUCGUUAGAUGACGGGCAUAAUCGAUUAUGAGCAUUAAAAAGCCCAUGGAUCGUUUUCCUUUGAGCUAUAAUUUUUUCUAUAUAAAUGAGGUUUCUCCUCAUUUCAAAUCACACCAUAACUUGAAUUUCUACUA
Lathyrus oleraceus (garden pea) is the source of this 2140-nucleotide messenger RNA. Its product is annotated as F-box protein At2g26160. The coding region runs from base 268 to 1404 and encodes 378 amino acids. NCBI's taxonomy places the organism in Eukaryota, Viridiplantae, Streptophyta, Magnoliopsida, Fabales, Fabaceae. Gene Ontology annotation, molecular function: protein binding. The record is from RefSeq and is a predicted model, not a curated record. The transcript has 2 exons.